AUGACAAAACUCCCUGUGUAUAUGCAUGAUAGGUGGAGAAAUGUUGUACUGAAAACUAAAGAAGCCAAGAAGACAGUGAAGUUUAAAGAUUUUGUAAGUUUUGUGAAAACAGAAGCUAAGAAAUCGAAUGAUCCUACGUAUGGUAAUGCAUCUAUUGGUGGAAAUUCCAGAAAUCAAGAUCGUAACCAGAAGAGAGCUGUUGCGUCUACUGAUGUUAUAAGUGAAGUACAAGACUUUAACGUACGAGAACAGAAAUGUGAAUUCUGUGAAAGUAGUACCCAUGCACUGAAUGACUGCAAGAAGUUUGUAACCAAAGGACUUCAAGACAGAUACAACUUCCUGCGAAAUAAUGGACAGUGUUAUGGAUGUCUUAGGAAAGGCCACAUAACUAAAAAAUGCAAAGCAAGACUUAAGUGUUCCAUAUGCAGUAGGCGUCACCCUACGAUCCUACAUGAUCCUGCGAAAUGUGUAGCAAAACGUACAGAUGAAGACAAAGAAAACAUUAAUCCUAUGUCAACAGAUAUCAAAACUACAUGCAAGUUCUCCAAACCUCACAUCAGUGCCUUUAGUGAUAAAGGGGCCGGAGAAACAACCUGUGCUAUGGCAAUAAUUCCAGUGAGAGUAAAACUGAAAAAUAAACCGUAUAGCAUAGAAACUUAUGCAUUCUUUGACUCUGGCAGCAGUGUGUCAUUUUGUACAGAAAACAUAAUGCAUAGGCUUGGAGCAAAUGGCAAGAAGAAACAAAUCACCAUAAAGACAAUGGGGAAUUCUCAGAGGUUGAACACAUAUGUUAUCAGUGGUUUGCAAGUGUGUGGACUUUCAAUGGAACAUGUGAUUGAUCUACCGAAUGUGUAUACAAAGAAACAUAUGCCUGUAUCAAAAGAACACAUUCCAACGCAGCAAGAGUUAAAACAGUGGCCACAUCUGUCAACAAUACAAACAUCAGAAAUAGAUGCAGAAAUUGGAAUUAUGAUUGGAAAUAACAUACCAGAUGCCUACUCUCCAUUGGAAGUAAUUGCUGGGCCAAGUGGUUCUCCCCACGCAACAAGGACACGACUAGGAUGGAUAGUAUGGAAUGUCAUAAGAGAAAAUGCAUCAGAUACAUUUGACAUAAACAGAGUAGCUAUAGAAGAUGCUCAGGAAAGAGACAUAAACUUAGAAAAGAUGGUGAAAGAUUCCAUAAACUAUGACUUUCCAGAACGUCUUGUGGAUGAUGUAAAAGAAAACUCUUUAGAAGAUAAGAGCUUCUUAACUCAAGUUUCAGAAUCUAUUCACAUUCAGGAUGGUCAUUACUCAAUUGGACUUCCGUUUAAGGAUCCCUUAAUUCAGUUACCCAACAAUAUCAUGCAAGGAUUUCAGAGACUUAGGAGUCUAAAGAAGAAACUGAUAAAGGAUCCAAAGGUUAGAAAUGACUAUGAGACUUUUAUGAAUAAGCUGUUUGAGAAGGGAUAUGCAGAACCUGUUCCUCAAAGUCAGCUACAAAGAGAUGAUGGCAGAGUAUGGUACCUACCGCACCAUGGAGUUUACAACGAUAAAAACCAGGGAAGAUUAGAGUUGUGUUUGACUGCUCUGCAGUGUAUAUGGGGAUUUCACUAA
Molecule: messenger RNA, 1596 nt
Organism: Saccostrea echinata
Lineage: Eukaryota; Metazoa; Mollusca; Bivalvia; Ostreida; Ostreidae
Exons: 1
Coding region: 1-1596 (531 amino acids)
Molecular function (GO): zinc ion binding; nucleic acid binding
Source: RefSeq, a predicted model, not a curated record